Messenger RNA from Morone saxatilis (striped sea-bass), 798 nucleotides. RefSeq names its product phenylalanine--tRNA ligase, mitochondrial-like. The record is from RefSeq and is a predicted model, not a curated record. Bases 367 to 798 code for a protein of 143 amino acids. The transcript has 3 exons. Lineage: Eukaryota; Metazoa; Chordata; Actinopteri; Moronidae.
CACGUGUCACUCGUCUGGUGUUGAAGUUCACGCCUGACUGCCAUCGUGCACCUGCGUGCUAUGCGACACUGUAACCUUGGCGACCGCUGCGUUCGUCUGAGGCGUCGUAUCUCCUGCCGCGUGGCGUUUUCGCCUCCAGGUUUUUUUCUGCAGACGGUGGCCGAGACUCAGAGCUUUGUUUCACUUUCAGACACAUUUUCCGAGUUCUCCAUCUUUUGGACGUGCGGUGGGCGUCUCCUCGGAUGGACGGCUGCAGCUCGUCCUUGGCGGCGUCUCUGUUGCCACCUUUAGUCAGCUGGCAGCGUCAGAAGUAACAUCACAGCUUCACUGUUGGCCGCUGCCACGCUGCUCUAUGGACCAAUCGUCAUGAGACUCUGCAACCACGCCCUGUCCUCGCUGCUCCCCCUCCUGCAGUCCCCGCCCCGUCCUCUGCUCCACCGCUGCCGUCUGUCAGCGCUCUCGGCCGAUGGCGGCGCAGCGCCACGCAGGCGCCUCGGCACAGAUGGCCCCGCCCCUCAGCCUGUGAUUGGUCAGGACUCGGUGGAGGUGUUGGGCUGCUCUUACCCGCGGGACGACUUCACCAACGUCACUCCGAAGAUCUUGGACAAGGUCGGCCGCAAUCUGCACAACCAAUCCCAUCAUCCUCUGUGGCUGAUCAAAGAGCGAAUCAAAGCUCACUUCUACAGUGCGUACGCCGCUAAGAGGGGAAACCCGCUGUUCUCUGUCCAUGACAACCUGAGCCCCGUGGUCACUGUGGAGCAGAACUUCGACAGGUCAGCAGCCUCAUUGAUUGAUUGA